AUGUUACAUUGGUCCACGAAGGAGACGAAGAAAACCACAUAUGCAUGUUCCGUAUGCAAAAGAAAGAAAACAAAAUGUGAUAAAUUGAUCCCAUGUACAAGUUGUGUACAGAAAGGUUUAGAGGCAGAAUGUCUCACUUCAGCGACUGCAAACUAUACAAGCAAACUUGGAGAACGUAGUUCAGAAUAUCUACCGACUUUAUUGGAACUGUGGCAAAGUUAUGAGUAUUGGAUCAUGGAUAUAGGUCUUCUUAAGACUAAAAAUAUCAAUACUUUGAAGAAAACUGUUGAUAUGAUCGCUGAUUUAAAUGAAUGCGAUUUUUGGAUGAAAUUGUUGAAUAUGGAGGCAUCAUUCAAGUUGUUGAAUUUUGCCAUGGAACAAUUAGGUGCGUUACAUUUUGGUUGUUUAGGGGAAUUAGCUGAUUUAUAUCCUCAAUUAGAACAUUAUUGGCGAAGAAGAGAAGAAGCUGAAGAAAGUGAAACUCAUAUAUUCUUGACGUCUGAUAAUUACUAUUCAAACGCCUUACUAUGGGCGUUCUUCACCAUAUCUGUUUAUUAUAUGCCAUUGGACCAAUUAGCGAAAUUAUUUGACUCGAAAUCCGUGUGUAAGUGGCUUGAAGUUAAUCCAUUAGAUGAAUGGACAGAACAAUUGAGCUAUGAAUUGUUCAGAGGAUUUACUAAUACAACCAUAAUGCAAUUGAAUAAAGCUAAAUUCAUGAUGUACCCAGAUAUCAGACUUUUACAAACAUAUAUAAUCUUAAAUUCCACAAGUUUUACAUUUUCUGACCAUAUACUUGUAGACAGUCUAAUAAUACAGUGCAUGAAUGUUGCUAAGCUCUUCAGUAUUGAUUUUUAUAAACCAUUUAAUGAUGAUGAUGAAGCGACAGAGAUCUCUAAGAACAGAUUUGCAAAGAUUUGGUAUCUAUUAUGUAUCGCAGAUUAUCUUCAAUCUGGACCUAGUAAACUAAUAUCUUUCCAUUCUGAAAUUCCAUCAUUAUUCUUACAACCAUCAUUUUUCGAAUUCAACUCUUCCACAGAUAUUUUCCAUGAAGAUAGUAAUUUUGAACUUAUGUGUUGGAAAAUUAUUUCCUUAGAUAGAGAUAUCGACAAAUAUCUUAAUCAAGUAGCAAAACCUAGAAUGGGUACAUUAGACAACAUACGGAAGGAAUUAGCCAAAGUAGAGAAACAAAUAUCAUUAAAGCAAAAGAAAGAAAAGACAAGUCGUUCUACAUUAGAAAAAUUUAUAACUACUUUCCUCAUCAAUUCUGUAUUUUGGAAAAUUCAUAAGGCUUAUUUGGUAUAUUACCAAGUGGAACAAUCUUUAUCAGUUUCCAUUCAUUAUACGAAGACUUUAAUUGCAUUACUUGUUAAAAAUGUAACUGAGGGAAACUCAAUUUUUAAUAAACAUCCUUAUGUCUUUAGAAUAAUAUCAAGGAUUGCUCCAUUUUAUGAAUUUUAUUCAAUAUUCCAACAGACUGAUCAAAUAUUACAAAUUAAGGCUGAUUUGAAUGAGCUCAUAUCAACUUUUUCAUUAAUGUUUGGGGAAAAAAUUAACAACCUGUUAUUUAUACUUGAUCGUUUACAUGGCUUGGAAAUAUUGUGGACAAGAGUUCAAGUGAUUGGGUCAGGAUUGACUGCAAUUCAUCCAGUUUUUAAAAUUUUGCAAAAUGACAUGAAAUUUAUAAAUAGAUAUAAUAGAAGAGUGCCCAUGGUUAUUAAGGGGACAGGAAACAUCGCCCCACGAAAUAGGUAUAAUACAGGUGAAGACGAGUCAAUAAAAAACUUUGAUGAAGAUGAAGCCAAUUUUAAAGUCGCGGCUCUCGAGACAGAGGAAUUUAAAAUGAUAGUCUCAACUUUUGAAAAUGAAUAUAAUAUUGAUAAUUUAAUUACAUGA
Molecule: messenger RNA, 1893 nt
Organism: Naumovozyma dairenensis CBS 421
Lineage: Eukaryota; Fungi; Ascomycota; Saccharomycetes; Saccharomycetales; Saccharomycetaceae
Gene: CEP3
Product: Cep3p
Exons: 1
Coding region: 1-1893 (630 amino acids)
Biological process (GO): regulation of DNA-templated transcription
Molecular function (GO): zinc ion binding; DNA-binding transcription factor activity, RNA polymerase II-specific
Source: RefSeq, a predicted model, not a curated record